GUCAGUUUUCCCCAAUAUGGCGGCCUACACAAGUGAAAAAUCUCUCUCUCUCUCAAUAAACAACCAUUUCUAUUCAGUUUGACGAGUCCAAUGUAGAUACAUAUCUCGUGGAGGACUCUAGAUUUGAGUAAUGGUAGUCUGCCUGUAUUUUCUCCGUGGUUCAUGUAGUUUUGGUGACCGAUGUAGGAAUGAACACCCACGCGCUGGCGCCGGUCAGAGGGCAAGUGUUGGUGGCAGAGGUGGAGGCUUCGGUGGCGGCGGCGGGUUUGGCGGAGGUGGCGGUGGAGGGUUUGGCGGAGGUGGAGGCGGCGGGUUUGGCGGAGGUGGCGGUGGAGGCGGCGGGUUUGGCGGAGGUGGCGGUGGAGGGUUCGGCAGUCGCGCAAGACCUGCUAGUAGUAACAGCAAUGCAUGCAGGCACUUUCUCAAGGGGAACUGUUGGCAUGGUGACAACUGCAAGUAUUCACAUGAUGUGUCUAAUGCAGGCCAGGGAGGUUUUGGUGGUCAGCCCAGGCUUGGCCAGCAAGGUGGGGCUUUUGGCCAGAGCAGAGGAGGGUUUUCUGGUAACACAAGAGACAGAGCUUUCAACACCAACCAGAAUCGUUUUGGUGCACUUUCAUCGCUUGGAUCAUCAAAUCCACCCAAUGUGUUAGGAGGAAAUGACACACUAAACCCAUCUCAAAUACAACAGUCUGUGCAUAGAGAUUUAGAUGCCUGGGGACCCAGUAAACAAUGGCCAUUGUCGUGCUAUUCAUACCACAAGGAAGAGCCAUGCCUACCAGGUCUACUUGACUUUACUCCUGAGGAGAUCAGAUUGGAGGCUUACAAAGCAAAGGCAGAGAACAAGUUACCAGUCUAUGAACAAGCUCUUAAAGAUCUGUGGAACAACAAUAACCAGCGACGUCAGGAGCUCAAAAAUAUGUCUGUCAUGCAACUGCAAGCAGCCAUCAAGUCAACAAAAUCUACCUCAGCUUUUGGAAAUCCUCUCAUUCCAUCAAACAUGUCGCUUGGGUCUUCACUGAAUUCUAAUGCGCAGACAAGCAGUGUAUUCGGGACAGCAGGCAGUACAGGAGUAUUUGGUGCCACUGCACAGCAACCAGCAACUGGUUUCUUUGGGAAAACGUCUGCCUCACCUCCCAACACAUUUGGAUCUGGAAUGGCAACCAGUGCAGCGCCCUUUGGUACAAGUCCGCCCGCAACUACUGCCAAUGCAGGAGGGGUGUUUGGUUUGGCCAACCAGCCAGGGACGGCUGGUUUUUUUAGUACAACCAGUCAACCUCAACCUGGUGUAUUUGGUACAACCAGUCAGCCUCAACCUGGUGUAUUUGGUUCUACCGGUCAGCCUGGUGGUAGUUUAUUUGUUGCUUCAAGUCCAGGAAGUGGAUUUGGUAAUAAUUCCCAACCUGGCCUGUUUGGAACAGGGUUUGGAACCUCACAGCUUGGCCAGGGCACUGGUUUGCUUGGAAAUGGAACUGUGGCGACAGCAUCUAGCAAUAACUUGCCCGCCACUACACCAGGCCCGUUUAGUACUCCAUCUGCAAUACCGCAGUCAUCUACAGCUCCAUCUGCAACGGCCUCCUCAGCUACUAAUCUUAAAUGCAGCGAACAGGACAUUGCAGCCUUCAAGGCUGAAAAGUUUGUGUUGGGGAAAAUACCAGAAUGCCCUCCUCCGCCAGAACUUUGUAUAUAAAUCGUCACUAACAAUUACAAUGCGACGCGCGCUACCGUGGCCACCUUGACGUUUUAAAGAACUAAGCCAACAAGGAUGGGUAGACGCGCUUUCUGGAUGAAACGAGUUUCACUAACCAGGCAGGCAUGUACAAAUCAUAAAAAUUUUGCCUCCUUCUUAUUAUGAAGUUCAUGUCAAAACUCGAGAUUCUCGGAUGCAAAUUAGCUAAUUUGCUUAAAACUUUGCAUCGUUGACUACGGCAUAAUCUCUGAGCAUUGCUUUAUAUUUGAGAACAUACUCAGGUAAUAUUUUUACUGAACAUACGCUGUAUUAGUGAAUUAACCGCCCAACACAAACACAUUCAUAAUCGUCACACUCAAGGGUGAAGUGGACUGCUUCCAAGACCUACAUACUGUAUUCUGACCAGUGUGGCGAGGAUUGAUUCCGCUGUAAAAUCAAUGCAUAUAAAACGUAACUUUCAGUAGAUAACAAAUUCCAUUUGGGACACUGAAAUGCCACAGUAAAAUCUAUGCAAAUAGAAAUAAUGUACCUUGCAGUAGAUAACUAAUUCCACUUGAAUUACUGUGAAAUGCAGUCCUUCCUUACAAUUAAAACAGUGCAACGUCAUGUAUAUCGAACCAGAGACUUUAAA
This is a messenger RNA of Nematostella vectensis (starlet sea anemone), 2318 nucleotides long. Its product is annotated as nucleoporin NUP42. The record is from RefSeq and is a predicted model, not a curated record. Gene Ontology annotation, molecular function: metal ion binding. The coding region runs from base 131 to 1687 and encodes 518 amino acids. NCBI's taxonomy places the organism in Eukaryota, Metazoa, Cnidaria, Anthozoa, Actiniaria, Edwardsiidae. The transcript has 9 exons.